This is a messenger RNA of Dictyostelium purpureum, 2922 nucleotides long. RefSeq lists its product as uncharacterized. Gene Ontology annotation, biological process: mitotic DNA damage checkpoint signaling; protein phosphorylation. Gene Ontology annotation, cellular component: nucleus. NCBI's taxonomy places the organism in Eukaryota, Evosea, Eumycetozoa, Dictyosteliales, Dictyosteliaceae. Gene Ontology annotation, molecular function: ATP binding; protein serine/threonine kinase activity. The coding region runs from base 1 to 2922 and encodes 973 amino acids. The transcript has 2 exons. The record is from RefSeq and is a predicted model, not a curated record.
AUGAGUUGGGAAAACAAUAAUAAUCGCAAUGCUUAUAGUUAUAAUAUAAAUAGUUUUAAUGAAUAUAAUAAUAUGAAUAAUAACACAAACAAUAAUAUUAAUAAUAUGAAUAAUAAUAACAAUAAUAAUAUGAAUAACAAUAACAAUAAUGGCCAAAAUACAUAUUAUCAACAGCCACAGCAAUAUCAACAGCAAAUACCAUCUCCUGUACAAAAUAGAUACCAACAACAACAGCAACAACAAACAAAUAAUCAACAAAGACAGGGCACAGCUACUCAACAACCAUAUCCCAAACAGGUAAAUCCUCAAAUUGUUUUCAAUAGCAAUAAUAAUAUUUAUAACCAAACCUCUAACCCUAUAGCAAUUCAACAAUCCCCACAACAGUUGAAUAAUUUUAAACCCCUCUCGCCAUCCUCUUCCUCAUCAAUACAACCCUCUACAUCACCCCAAUCUUCAUUUUAUAAUAAUAUGAAUAAUAUGAAUAAUAUGAAUAAUAUGAAUAAUAAUAAUAAUAAUAAUAGUAAUAAUAAUAAUAAUAAUAAUAAUAAUAAUAAUAAUAAUAAUAAUAAUAAUAAUAAUAAUAAUAAUAAUAAUAAUAAUAUGAAUAAUAUGAAUAAUAUGAAUAAUAUGAAUAAUAUGAAUAAUAUGAAUAAUAUUAAUAAUAAUAUGAAUAAUAAUAAUAGUGGUAAUAAUAAUAAUACAAAUGGUGAUAAUUUUUCAAAUAGUAAUAACAAUGGUAAUGGCUAUAUCAAUUCGCCAAACAAUGAGAAGCUAUCAAGGUCACCUUUAUCAAUGAAUGCGUCUCCUAUUCAUUUCAAUGACCCACCAUUUAAAGUACCUGUACAUUUACCUUUAUUAUCUAUUACAUCAUUAAACUCAUCAAUAGACAGCAAUAAACUAAAUAGUAGUGGAGGUAGUUCAUUCAACUCCACGCCAACAAAACAACCACACCAACAACAACAGCAAGAAUAUAGUCCAUAUAAUACUUAUUCAAAUAUAUAUAACCAAGCGCAAAAUUUUUAUAGUAAUAAUAGUCCAAAAAGUACAAAUUUUUUUAUACCAGAACAAACUAAUAAUAAUUUAAAUGUAAAUAAAUAUCAAUCAAUCCCCAAAAAUAAUAGCAAUCAAUAUCAACCACAAAACACUCAAUAUAAUCAUUUACAGAGUAUCACUUCAUCACACCAACAACAAAACCCCUCACCAUCAAAUAGUAGCCAACAAAACUAUUCUCCAUCCCAUCAAAAUAUACUGCAAAAUCAAUAUCAACAUCAAAAUAUCAAGCAACCAUCCCCAUUACAACAACAGUCACAACAAAAUAUGCAACCCAAAAGAGGUUCACACGAAUAUAAUAAUGAUGAGAAAACUAAAGUUCAAAAAACAAAAAUUCCCAGCCCCCAAAAAAAUUUUAUUAAUAAUUUUCAUAUAAAAAAUAUUAAUAUUCAAAGUAACCAUGUAAAUAACAACAGUGUAAAUAGUAAUAGUAUUAAUAAUAAUACAAAUAAUAAUAUUAACAAUAACAAUAUUAACAAUAUUAACAAUAAUAACAAUAAUAAUAAUAAUAAUAAUAUUAAUAAUAUCAACAUGAAUAUGGGUAAUAAUAUUGUAAAUACUAUGAGUAAUAAUAUAGGUAUGAGUAGUAAUAACAAUAAUAAUAGUAAUAAUAGCAAUAUUAAUAAUAAUAAUAUGAACAACAUAAAUAAUUUAAAUGGCAAUAUAAAUCUAUUUAAUAAUUUUCAACAAUUAGAACAACAUCAACAGCUUUUACAAUCUCAGCUAAUACAACAAGCACAUUUACAAGACUUAAAAUUAUUAAAGCAAAAUAGUAUUUAUCUUGGCGGUAAUGAAAUCAAAGAUUUAAUGAAUCAACCAACCGAAUUCACUGAUAUAGAGUAUCCAGAAAUUAAAGGUAAAUUUAGAAUUUUAGAAAAAAUAGGUCAGGGAACAUUUAGCGGCGUUUAUAAAUCAGUUUGUCUUUAUGGACCAAAUACAGGAUUAAUUGUAGCAUUAAAACGUGUUGCCCCAACUUCAUCACCUGCAAGAAUUUUAAAUGAAAUACACAGUUUGUUAAGAGUUGGUGGAUCCCACAAUGUCUCAGCGCUAUUGGGUGUACUAAGACACAAAGACCAAGUUACAUUGGUAUUGCCAUAUUUCGAACAUGACUCUUUUAAAGAUUACUUUUUCCAAAUGACAAAUGAUAAUAUUCAAAAAUACCUAUUGGCUUUGUUUACCUCACUCAAAUGGAUACAUAAAAAUAGUAUUUGUCACAGAGAUGUAAAGCCAACAAACUUUCUAUACUCUCAAAAAAGGAACUCGUUUAUGUUGAUUGAUUUUGGUUUAGCUCAAGAAAUGCCCGAAAAUAAUGAGGCUAAUAACAAUAGCAACAACAAUAACAUCAAAGAUGAAACUACAACGAUACAAACAACCAAUAAUAACAACCCAAAACCCUCAGCGAAACAAACAAAUACCAAAAAUGAUAUAAAACCACAACAAGCCCCAAGAGCAGGCACUAGAGGAUUUAGAGCACCAGAAGUUUUAUUAAAAUUUAAUAAGCAAACAACUGCAAUCGAUAUAUGGUCAGUGGGUGUCAUACUAUUAUGUAUCAUUACUGGUAGAUAUCCAUUUUUUAUUUCGCCUGAUGAUAUGACAAGCUUAGCAGAAAUUGUUUCAAUCAUUGGCACAAAGAAAAUUAUUGAAGUAGCUCAACUAUUAGAUAAAAAAGUUCAAACAUCACAUCCAAUUCCUCCAACCUCUUGGAGAGAUUUAUCAAAACGAUUAAGGAGCGAAUCCAGCGAAAAUAAAGAGGAUGUUCCCUCUGAAUUAUAUGACCUUUUAGAAAAAUGUUUAGAUCCCAAUCCAUUUACUAGAAUUAGCGCAAGUGAUGCUAUUAAACACCCUUUUCUUUUAAAAAGUUUUAUAAACUAA